UGCCUGACAGCGGCCGCUAAAUCUCCAGUUACCUCAGAGCACAGACUAAAUUAGAACAAACCACUUUUUUUUUUUUUUUUUGUAAAACCAGCUAUCAAAAUAAAAAGAAAUCGUUACAACCGUUCACAUGCUAUAAUUUUGUUUGUUCAAAUAGAGUUGAGGCAUUGUAGCGUUCUCAACAUUUCGUGCUAUUUUCUUAGCAUUUUCACUCCGUUACUAUGGAAACUCCUCCAAACAACAUCUGGCUGCCUCCAGCACGCGGAAGACAACGAUUCAAACCACUUUUAACAACUUUCGGCUGUGGUGGUUACUGAAAUUGUGUUUUAUUUAUAUAUUUAAUUUGGGUUUGUCAGCACCUCCCCGUGGAUUACCGCAGACUAAUGUCUGGACGGGGGUCUAAUGCGCAUCUUCCGCCAACCAAAACGGUUAUUGUGUUCAGGAACGGAGAUGCUUUUUAUCCCGGCCGAAAAUUUGUUAUCAAUCAACGCCAGUCAUCCACUUUUGACAGCUUUCUGAACACUGUCACUCGAGGCAUCACAGCUCACUUUGGAGCAGUGCGAAAUAUUUACACCCCUAACAAGGGUCACAGGGUGGCGAAUCUGGGGCAGCUGGUGCAUGGAGAGAUAUAUGUGGCAGCCGGAGCUGAGAGACUCAAAAAAAUGGACUAUCGUCACAUAACAACACAAAAACCUCCAGAAAAGAAAAGUGAACCGAUCCAACCUGUAGUUCACAGCAGAAUAAUUGUCCCAGCUCGAUGGAAGAGAAUCAGUAAUGAGUCGUGCAUCAUCAAUGUUUUUACCAAUGGAGAUAUCUUGGUUCCUCCAGCACGGGUUCUGAUUCCCAAGCAUACACUUGCUAGCUGGGAAAACGUAUUGGCCAUGGUGACCGAGAGAGUUCACCUUCGCACUGGAGCUGUGCACCGAUUGUACAUGCUGAAUGGGAGGCCUGUACGUGGAUCGUAUGAGCUACAGAACAACCACUAUUAUGUUGCUGUAGGGACAGAGAGGUUCCGGUCUUUGCCAUAUCAUCUGGCUCCAAGCAAGGGAGUAAUCCACAAUAUCACCGAUGUGGUCAACAAUGGCAUUCAUCCAGUUCUAAAAAAAGAAAAAGAAGACAGAACUUUGUUCGCAAAACCAGGAGUGGACAGCGCCGGCUCUGUUUUUUACGCCAAACAGCCCGGGCAGGAAUUGAAAAUCCCAGAUCUCUUUGCUACGGCGGAAAAAAGUGUCUUCAGAGCCACCAACAAAAGGAAGGAGGCAGUAGUAGCAUCUGAAGUACUGGAAGAUGAAAAUAUGAAGGUGGACCUUCCUAUUGAACAGAUGGAAGUAAAAGAAGUUGAGGAGGAACAAAACUCCUACAAAGAGCCCAGACCAGGAAGUGACAGCCCUGCCAAAAACUUCAAAAACCAUCAAAAUGCUGCUUUUUCAACAAGGUCAUCCCCUUCCAGAACCAAUAAGAUCUCAGAAUAUACUUCAAGUAAGAAGGAGUCAAGAAACCUCCAACCCAACAGCCAUGGAGAGAGCAGGGACCAGUCAUUAGAUCAACAAGAACCAAAAGACCCCAAGGGGGAGAUGUCCUCAAAGAAGUGUGGAAUACGAUCGCAUAUGUCUAAGUUUUUAAAGGGUAAAAAUGUUUUCUAAAUCACCCUGUGAAAUGUCUCAACCUUUGCCGGACGACAACUGCCAGACCCUACUGCAAUGCACAGACCCAUAACUUUAAUAUGACACCGAACUCUGGAAUCACUCUGAAUGAAAAAUCAGCCCAAGGGGGUCAGUGACGGAAAGAAAUAGGGUUUCAGACCGGGUCAAGCAAAGCAUACAACACUCCAUACAGAAGUACGGGCAAGGCUUUCGUCUAUUUUCAACCCAUCGUUAUUCCUCAUAAAUUCCAAACUAGCCUCUGACAGCAUGACUGAUGAGCCUGCCAUUGUGAAUGUCAAGAGAAAUGGUCUCUCAACCCAUACCUCACCGUUUCUCAUUGUGUAUGAGACUUAAGGUUUAUGGAGGAAUACAGCCAUUCUGAUGAGCAUUACUCGCUGGGUACCAAGGGCACGCUGAUCUACUGUCAGAUGAAACAAGCGCCAAGGUACAAUUCUUCUACCCUUGUUUUAUUCUUAUCCACAACAGAUUAAAAUGUCCAAUAAUAUUAUUCUAUUUAAUGCACCAGUUUACAGUAAAAUGGAAUUAAUGUUGAGGGACAGGUAUAUUACUUUUAUGUCUUUCCUAAUGUUAUGUAGAAUACAAUUAUUAGUAGGACUAUGCGCAUACAUGCUUAUUUCAUGCCAGUGAAAUAACCAUCAAUAUAAAUAAUGUUGCAUUUCACCAGUUCACAACAUGAAAAUGUUGUACUUGAUUCUGCGUGCAGUGUUCUGUUGCCGUACGGCCCAUAGAGCCCCACUGCACAGAAUCUGUGUUUCACUGGGUAACUGUAUUGAUUUGAAUGAAGCAAGAUCAAUGUUCAUUGGACAACAGGCUCUAAACAAGUCAUUUUGGUUCCCACCCAGUUGUAAGAGUAUAAUAAUUGGUAUUUGCAUUGAAAAACAGCAUCUAAUUAUUCAUUGGACAGCUGGCUAUCAAUCACUGGUUGGUCUGCCUUCUUUAUAUGAUGAUUGGGUCAACUUGCAAAUGGGU
Messenger RNA from Onychostoma macrolepis, 2630 nucleotides. RefSeq names its product doublecortin domain-containing protein 2C. Bases 381 to 1640 code for a protein of 419 amino acids. Gene Ontology annotation, cellular component: microtubule organizing center; microtubule. Gene Ontology annotation, biological process: intracellular signal transduction. The record is from RefSeq and is a predicted model, not a curated record. NCBI's taxonomy places the organism in Eukaryota, Metazoa, Chordata, Actinopteri, Cypriniformes, Cyprinidae. The transcript is spliced from 12 exons.